ACAUACCUUGCGCUUGCAUAUUGGCAUACUUGCACACCAACAUGGCUGCAGUUAAGUUGGUGUUGACAAUGUUAAAGAGCUCCUCAUCUGGGGUUCGUUUAAGCAAUGUGGUCUGUGAAAUACCGGCGCAGUUGACUAGAACAUCAACAGGACCGACGGUAUGAGGCUGGCCACCAUCCUGUAUAGGAUUGGGUUAGAGGUUUGCAUGGGAUGACGGCGGAUUAGGCGCGUAGAGUAGGCUUACGUUGCUAGGGCGCGAUGAGAAGACGCUUUUGAUGUUUGCUGCGUCAGAAACAUCUAUACGGAUAAAUUGAUGGGAAUUGGGGCCUUUGGUAGAUGAAGUUGCCUCUAUUGGCGGCUUAUAUGGCUGAAGCCUGCUCUCAAGAGCAGGACGCAUAUCAACAGCAGAGCGGCCAAGCACACUGACGACGGCACCAUUGGCAGCAAAAGCCUUUGCAAUAUGGGAACCUAUGAUGCCUGUACCUCCCACUACUGCACAGUGCUUUCCUGCAAAGCGGAGAGCCAUAGCUGGUGGGCGUGCGAGGCUGAGCAAGACGGGUGAUGGUGCUGUUGCAGGGCACGCGUAGCAGUCGCAGCGAGCUGAGCGAAGGGCGUUGGCGCCUAAACGCGCAGGUGUAGAUGACCAUCACCAGCGAGCUUAGUGGCCCGCAAGCGGCGCCGCCCAUCACAAUUACAGCGGGCAUAGGCUGCUAUAGCAGGCGGUAAUUAAACCUCGGUAGCGUGUUUCGCAUCCACCCAGCGCCUGUCACUUUGGUGUCCACCUCCACGUUUUCUCCCAGUCCCCGCCUCUUUCUACCAAACAUCGUGCUUUCCGGACAGGCUUCCCCUUGGAAACAGCAACCAGACCGUCGUCUUGUCGCCAAUUGCUUUGUGCAAAAGGUUGUCUCUAGCGGCGUCUCUUCCCCUGCCGGCCGCUGCAUGCCGGGCUUCUCCCUGUCCAUUUCAAAGACAUUGACGACAAGUGGCUUACCCCCGGCCACUCAUUCUGGACAUGGGCGGCACGAGACGCGAAACCCCGCCCCAGGCCGACGAGAAGCAGAAGAAGGAUGUUGUGGAUGCUGGAUUGAGGAAUCUUGAUCACUACAAGCGAGCCCUGCCGAGAUGGCGCUACGUUUUGCGACAGAAUGCCUUACCGUUGGUCCGAUGGGAGACGCCUUAUUUGGCAUGGAUGCAAGAGAAGAUGCGGAUGCCAGCUUUGGAUAGCUACUUUGCCAUCACAGCGAAUCUGGGCACGCAUACCUUCUUUAUGAUUGGCUUGCCCAUCUGCUUUUGGUGCGGAUGGGCGGCAGCUGGUAAAGCACUUGUUCAUAUGCUCGCGCUCGGCGUGUUUUGGACUGGCUUUAUCAAAGACUUCUACUCGCUUCCCCGACCGUUAUCCCCACCCCUGCAUCGCAUUACAAUGUCCGGCUCUGCGGCCUUGGAAUAUGGAUUCCCAUCGACACAUAGUGCAAAUGCUGUCUCUGUUGCAGUGUAUGCGCUACUUAGCCUGAGGAGCGCAGAGUCGGCCAUGGGCCCGACAGCUAGGAUCAUACUCGAGACGCUCUCGUACUUUUACGCUGCCUCUAUUGUCCUCGGCCGUUUAUACUGUGGCAUGCAUGGAUUUCUUGAUGUGAUUGUAGGAUCAGCUAUGGGUGCCGGUAUUGCGGCUCUAGAAUUCUAUCACGGGCCACAGCUUGACACCUACAUGCACUCGUGCUCAUGGCUUGCGCCGCUUAUUGGUGGAUUGAUAGUCGUUGCUUUGGUACGGAUUCACCCUGAGCCUGCAGAUGACUGCCCCUGCUUUGAUGACAGUGUUGCUUUUGCUGGAGUCGUAAUUGGAGUCGAGUUUGGCACCUGGUCGUAUGGCAAGAUCAGCAGAGAUCCAUGGGAGACCAACGCGCAUGGUGACGGAGUUAUCAACGUGGGCGCUCUGGGCGUGCCUAUCAAUGUCGCACGCAUCAUUCUUGGUGUUCUCAUCAUCUUUGCCUGGAGGGAGACGAUGAAGCCGUUGCUGCUCAAGUACCUACCGUAUCUCUUCCGAUUCAUUGAGCACCUGGGACUGAGCUUGCCUCGCCGAUUCUUUACUCCGGCGACAGAAUACAAGUCUGUACCCCCAGGAUCGCGCCUGGAUACCCUGUUCCCCAAGGCGUCGGACUUUCCUCGCAUUGUUGAGGGUAUUCGACAUCCUACCACUAGAGGCCGCUCUGUAUCCAUCGGCCCGCAAAGUGCUGCAGAUGUAUACGAAGCUUUGGCUUACCGCGAGAGGAAGCGAAGAGAGAGCAUCGGAAGCAAUAAGAGCUUCAAUGAAGAGAACCAGAGUGGAAAGUCGGCUCUUGCCACAGGGACACAGGCUGCUGGUCGCGGUCUAUCACCUGGAGGAACACAUGAGAUGACGAAGUCUGAGCUGCUCACAGCUGAUGUCACUGACAUCAGCCCUCAAGAUGCUGCGAUAGAAGAAAAGCAGUUUUUCGCCAUGAUUACGAAGCCGCGCGUGCGAUACGAUAUUGAGGUUGUAACGAAGCUCAUUGUUUAUGCUGGUAUUGGUCUUUUUGCAACAGCCUUGAUCCCCAUUAUUUUCGAGCUUGUUGGACUUGGCACGAAUCAUUUACAGGCGUCAUGAGUGCAUACAGAUAGAGGCAGCUACUGUCUAGAUCCCAUAACAAGGCAAAUACAAAAUACAAACUAUAUUGACAUAGACAACCGCUAGCCAACUGUGAGGAGCUGCUCGUAGAAACCACCAAUCUGGUUUUUGACGUCAUGAAUGUAGACCUCAAGAAUCCAAUGCCUCUUAUGUCCAUCCUUGCCGACGCAAUUCAUUGAGUUGUCGUUUCCUUCGGUAAUGUACAGAGAGACCUUGUCCUUGGGGAUGCGCUCAUGCGGGAAUGAGCCAACAAUAUGUCCAGCGAGCUUACCGCCAAAGGUCCAGCCUCCUGGAUGAGCCUCGACAGUUUCUUUGGCGAUCUUGUACAGCUCGGUUCCCGUCAUAUCUGGGUUCUCCUUGUACUUCGCUUUUACUUCCUUCCAUAUAGGCUCGAUCGCAUCUCGGAUUUCCUUUUUGCGGGGGUCGUCACCAAGGACAAAGGUGCGACCAAAAUCUGCUUCCCAUUCCUCGAAAACAGGGCCGAGGUCGACGAUGAGGAUGUCAUCGGGCUGAAUGAUUCGAUCCGGAGGGUUAUCUGAGUAAGCGCACAUGGUGUUUGGACCGCUACGAACCACGCGCUUGUGCCAAUGUGUGCGAACACCACAUCUUUCGGUACCUAGCUUGUGAAUCUCGUCGCUCAGUGCCUUCUCGCCAAUGCCUGGGCGGAGGAGGUUCUCUUCGAUCUCGUCGAAGAGCUCGGCAGCCUUAUCUUGCGCGUCCUGGAGCCGAGCAGCUCGUUGUUCUUCUACAAGAGCCAUGGUGGAAGUGGUGCAGCGAUAAAGUGGAGGGACAACAGUGGGCUCUUCUUAUCACCAAUGCAGGGACUGGGAGGACGUUUUGAAUUAGACGUGCUUUGUGGGUGGCAUGUUGGGCAGCCACGUAUUUAAAGCACGGUUGCACCCUCUCAUCCCCGCUCACAUUUACGAGCAAACAUAUUACCAACCGUGCAAACUAAAGUUACGGCUGGAACGGCUAAGACGGGAGGCGUUGGAUGCAGAGGGCGUCGCACUGAAAUGGGGCGUUAUAAAAAGGCUCUGGUAAUUCGUCGGUUUCCUGAUGAGGCUCUACUCUAGCGGGCAUGGACAAUACGCAACGGGACAGUGACGUAGCAAUCAAUGGCGCUAGGAAGCCCUUGUUAUGGUCGCCUGCAGGACACAUGCUCGGCACGACUGCCGCAUGAGGUGGGUUAUGCAGGUGACGGUUUGUGAAUCUCCGGAGCUACACUGCGAAGAUUCUAGUAACAGGAGAGAGGACCCUAUGAAAGACAAGAGGCGGCUGCCGACCUUACCGAGACGACAUGCAGGGCGCGGACAGACUUAACGAGGCUGGAGCGAGAUACGGUCUGCUCCACAUGACAUUGAACAUGUUGCCCAACAGCAAAGUCGUGAUAAAUCCUUCAAGAAUAAUGGUUACUAGUUAAAAGUAGCCUGGCAUUGAAAGCACAAUUCUUCUCAUUAGGCCCUAGGAUCGAGUGUUGCUUGAGAGAACAUGUACCUUGACCGUGGAAGUAAUUAGACUAUGACUAUGAGAGUGGUAUGAAUGCGAAUGGUGCUACUACACUAUAGGGCAAACUUCUGUAGAUGAAAGUAAAUUAUCUUUUUAUUUUGAAAUUGAUAACAAUUUUUUUUUACAAUGGUAGUGGUGGCACUACCACUAUCUUAUAGAGAGACCCUG
This is a messenger RNA of [Torrubiella] hemipterigena, 4315 nucleotides long. Lineage: Eukaryota; Fungi; Ascomycota; Sordariomycetes; Hypocreales; Clavicipitaceae. The record is from the annotation of a GenBank genome assembly.